AUGAGGGGAGAAUGCCCCCUGCUGGGCAUCACCGACGACUCGUCGUCGGAGAGCGGCAGCGGGAACGGCCUCCCCGCCCUCACCCCCCCCUCCUCCGCCGUGGUGGACGGCGCCGUCGUCAGGGAAACGGAGGUCAUCAACGGUAACGGCGGCCCCGCCCCGCUGGACUUCAGCACGCCCACGUCCUCGUCGUCCUCGUGCGAGGACCAGCAGCCGGUCAACCUGAGCGAGGCGCCGCCGCAGCGGCCGCCCCUCCCCCCCUCCCACCUGCCCGUCACCGUGUCGGCGGCGGCGGCGGCGCUGCUCGGCGCGCUGCACCCCAACGCGCCCGAGGAGCUCCGCAGGAAGUACCCGCUGGCCGCCAAGAACCCGCUGACGCCGCACCCGGCGCUGCCGCUGCCUCUGCCGCACACGCACGCCCCCCACGCGCACAAUGUGCACACGCCCAACACACACUCCCUGCCGCACGCCGCCGAGCUGCGCCUGGACCGGGACGGCAGGGACUACGGGGGCAAGUCGCCGCAGUACAGCUCGGGCGGCAGCUACGACAGCGUGAAGAUGGAGCUGGGCGCCGAGGACUUGACCACGGGGCGCCACGGCAGCCAGGUCGCCGCGGACGACGACGACGACGACCACGAUGACCACGACGACAACGACAAGAUCAACGACACGGAGGGAGUAGACCCGGAGAGGUUAAAGGCCUUCAACAUGUUCGUGCGUCUGUUUGUGGAUGAGAACCUGGAUCGGAUGGUGCCGAUCUCCAAGCAGCCCAAGGAGAAGAUCCAGGCCAUCAUCGAGUCCUGCAGCAGACAGUUCCCCGAGUUCCAGGAACGCGCCCGCAAGCGCAUCCGCACCUACCUCAAAUCCUGCCGCCGAAUGAAGAAGAACGGCAUGGAGACACGUCCGACUCCUCCUCACCUCACCUCAGCCAUGGCUGAAAACAUCUUGGCCGCUGCCUGCGAGAGCGAAUCACGCAACGCCGCAAAGAGGAUGCGGCUGGAGACCUACCACGAUGAGCAGAUCUCUCUGGACAAGUCGUCCGGCGGCGGCGGCGGCGGCAGCAGUGGCGGCGGCGGCCUGAGGGAGCCGGCGUCCCUCGCUCACUCCGCCUACUCGCUGGCCGCCUCGGCCUUCUCCUCCCAGGACACUCAGCUCUACAUCAACGGCGCCGGCCUCAGCUACGGCUACCGCAGCUACCCGGGCCUGAGCGCCGCCAUGCAGCAUCCCGUCUCCCUGACGACCGGCGCUGCGGCGCAGAGCAACGGUCCCACAGACCUCAGCAUGAAGUCUCUGACGUCCACCAACAUCGCUAACUCCGCCUCCGCCGCCAACAGCGGCCUGGGCGGGCGGGGCGGCGGCGGCGGCGGCGGAGCCUCCGCCCAGCUCAGCCAGCCGGAGAUCACCGCCGUGCGCCAGCUGAUCGCCGGAUACCGGGAGUCGGCGGCGUUCCUGCUGCGCUCGGCGGACGAGCUGGAGAACCUCAUCCUGCAGCAGAACUGAAACCGUUUGAAAACACACACACACACACACACACACACACACACACACAC
Messenger RNA from Salarias fasciatus (jewelled blenny), 1550 nucleotides. RefSeq names its product nucleolar protein 4-like. The transcript has 7 exons. Lineage: Eukaryota; Metazoa; Chordata; Actinopteri; Blenniiformes; Blenniidae. The coding region runs from base 1 to 1500 and encodes 499 amino acids. The record is from RefSeq and is a predicted model, not a curated record.